CCGCCCGAGUCUAUAUAUAGACCCAGGGACCGCUCUGUGUUUAGACGGCUCAGAGCGCGCCGGUCAUCAUCAUCAUCGUCGGCAUCGACGCAGCGCGCUCGGAUGGGUUCAAUUAACGGCGACUAAUCCUGCGACUGUGAAUUCGUCGCGAAGAGGGCCAGCUGGAUCAUCGGCCCCGCUUAUAGUAACAAUUAACGUUCGAUUGACGCGAGCGCGCGCGCGUGUGUAUAUAUUUAACAAAUAUAUAUUCGCGCGCGCGCGCGCCCGUGUCGUUCGAUAGGGGUUUUGAACGACGUUCACGGUGUCCACAACACCAAUAGUGAGGCUACCGAGGAGACUUCGUCAUCGACGGCGGUAUUUUAAAUCGAUCGGUCGUCGGUUCGUCAUUGGGACCUCCGGAGAGAUGACGCGACAUCAGAAGCCGUCGCUUGUCGCCCCCGGCAUCGUUGAAAUUAAGAGCCAGUUCGGCGCGGAGUUCCGGCGCGUGUCGAUCGCCCGGUGUCCACCCCCGCGUUUGGAGGAGUUUCGGGCCCUGCUGCUGAGGCUGCACGGCCUGGCAGGGAUGGUGGGAGGAGCGAGCGCAGGAGGCAGCAGGAAGACAGCAGCAGCAGCAGCAGCAGGAGGAGGAGGAGGAAGACGAGGAGGAGGAGGAGGACGAGGUGGAGGGGAACUGGCCGUGUGCUACACGGUGUCCGACGGGAGUCUGCUACCCAUCACGAACAGCCACAACUUCGCCAAGGCCAUAGCGGGGGCGGCACCGCUCCUGCGGAUCACCGUCACAAUCGCAGACGAUGCGCAGCUCGCCACCGCGGCCGUCUCCUCCUCCGCCAUCGCCAAGCGAGGGGUGUUCUCCGGCCUGCGCGGGCGCGACGGCGCCCCCCACGCCCCCCGGCUCCCCGUGGGGCCCCCCCGGGACUUCCACCCGCUGUCGUCCCUCAUCGACGUGGACGUGCUGCCGGCGAGCCUGCGUCGCGUGCGGCUCUACCGCCACGGCUCCGCCCGCCCGCUCGGCUUCUACGUGGCCGACCAGGGCGCCGACGGCAGGGCCCGGCUAGGGGGCCGCGGAGGCGCCGGCGUCUUCAUCUCGCGGCUGCUGCCCGGCGGCCUGGCCGCCUCGUCGGGCCUCCUCUCCGUCGGGGACCGCGUGCUGGAGGUGAACGGCGCGCCCGUCGCCGGCAAGGGCCUGGACGAGGUGACGGCGAUGAUGGUGGCCAACGGGCACCACCUCGUCAUCACGGUGAGGCCCGCGGAGCUGGAACGGCGGGACGGCGGGGAUGAUGGAGGAGUGAGGGGAGGAGGGAUCGACGAUGAGUUCUGGACGCGCGAUUUGGGAAGCUCGGAGAGCUCUGUGCAGUCGCUGGCGUCCGACGGCAGCGAAGGGAUGAGGCUAUCGCGACGGGGGUCACAGCGCCAUCAUCAUCAUCAGCAGCAGCAGCAGCAGAAGAAGAGGAACCACGUCAAAGAAGAAGUCUCUCUGACCUCGCGGAGCGGUGGCGAUUCGGACAGCUUGGCGUUGGCGCCGCUGCUGUCCGACACGGAACCGUGGGACAGCGAGGCGGAGGAGGAGGAGGAGGAUUUGGUGAUCGACCGGAUCGGCGUCGAUCGCCAUGCGGACUUCUCCGCCGCCGGCAAGCCGGGCCGACCGCUGGCCACGUACGACGGCGGUGCGCGGAACUCGCCUUGGGCCCACCGACGGUCGGGCACCGUGACGGAGGAGGGUGGAGUCAUCACGCUCUACCUCUGAGGUCCGCGUCGCGCCUCCGUCGCGAUGCGGCGAGAAGUCCGGCGGACGUCUGCGGGUCGCGACGGAUCGCCACUCGGUUCCCCGAACCGUCGGGAACUGGACCUUGCGGGCGAUGGGUCAGAGCCGACGGGCGACCUGGGAGAUCCCGAUCCAUGGAUGGCGGUGAGGACAAGGUCACUCGAGACGGGUAUUGGAGUGGCACCCAAUGCCCCACGGGAAGAGAAGAACUAAGCGCAGGUGAUGGUGCCGACGACCACAAUGACGAUGAUGAUCACGAUGAUGGGACUGUUGAAGUGGUUCCUAGUGGUCGGGUGUUACCUGUGCAAUGGCCGGAGAAACUGGCAGAAGGAUGGAAGUGAUGGCGUGGUGGCCUCGGUAGCACUGGCCGUCAUGACCUAUUGACCUUGUUUUUGGGACAGGUGGGGUUGGUGGAACACGCGCAGAGGGUGCGGUGCUCAUGUUCAUCGACCACAAUCGGAUGACGGCGAUGAUGCUCAUGCAGACUAUGGCUACGACGACGAUAAGGAUGACGACGAUAAUGAAGGUGAUGCUACUGAUGACGACGAAGAUGACGGCGAAGACUAUGUCAGAGCGCGUCGGGCCCACAGUCGGGGUUUCGAACUCGCAACGUCCGCACUCGACGGCCGACCGUGGUUGCCACGCAGCCAUGCACGCAGCACGUGCAGCUCACUUGCCGUAACAGGGGGCCACCGGCGAUGCCUACCCUCGCCCCACUGCUCAAGUGUCACCGAUGCACGUGGGUGGGUGGGUGGGGGCACAGAGCGGUGGCACCGCGGUUAGCUCACCGAGCUGUCAGCACGGUGACCCGAGUUCCAUUCCCAGACUCUGCCUAUAACAUCGGUGUGGUCGGUGACAUAGGGGAGUAUCUUUUCUUAGUAUUUUUAUUUCACCAGGUCAGGCCCACUGAGCUGUGUAGAUAUAUUUUUUAGAAGCGACCUGGCCACGAAUGAUAGCUCAACGAAGUGGCUUAUCACGUGGAAAUGUAUAGCAGCCAAACACU
This is a messenger RNA of Petromyzon marinus (sea lamprey), 2765 nucleotides long. Its product is annotated as partitioning defective 6 homolog beta-like. The record is from RefSeq and is a predicted model, not a curated record. Gene Ontology annotation, molecular function: protein binding. Gene Ontology annotation, cellular component: cell cortex; nucleus; apical plasma membrane. Gene Ontology annotation, biological process: regulation of cellular localization; establishment or maintenance of cell polarity; centrosome cycle. NCBI's taxonomy places the organism in Eukaryota, Metazoa, Chordata, Hyperoartia, Petromyzontiformes, Petromyzontidae.